AUGCGCGCUGAUUCGGGGCGUGGCCAGCUGGUCAUCCCCGCCGUGCGAGUGGGCAUCGGAGAGUGUGCCCUGCAGAGCUUCUUACCGAGAAAGUGGAGAGCGCUUUGCUGUCGGCCAGUUCACCCCAGCCCCCUGGUGCUUGCUCUGUGGGACCGCGAGAAAUGGUUCUGGGACCGAGGGGGUGCGGCGGGCAGCAUGUGGUUCAACCACGUGGACUUCACAGCCAGUCUGUCCACCGCCAGGGCUGAGAGCCUGCUCGGCCGUGGGACGCCGAUUCAAAGCCCCAGUAUGGCACCCCUCUCCAGGAGUUUCUGA
Molecule: messenger RNA, 315 nt
Organism: Rangifer tarandus platyrhynchus (Svalbard reindeer)
Lineage: Eukaryota; Metazoa; Chordata; Mammalia; Artiodactyla; Cervidae
Source: the annotation of a GenBank genome assembly